AUGUUUCGCUCUUUAAGAAAUCCAUUAAAUCUCACACUCGCCCUUAAACAAUUACUUGAAUUGCAAGCCAAUUUCCCACCUCAACCUCUAGCUGCCAUGAAUACAUGGAUCAUCGAGAGGCAAGCCGGAUGUAGCAUGGUUUUAAAAAACGACCGUUACGUCGC
Messenger RNA from Dovyalis caffra, 164 nucleotides. NCBI's taxonomy places the organism in Eukaryota, Viridiplantae, Streptophyta, Magnoliopsida, Malpighiales, Salicaceae. The record is from the annotation of a GenBank genome assembly.